GAUCCUGAAACGAAGAAGUUCACAGCUACAGAUGAAGUAUGGAAUGGCUUUUUGGAGGCUCAUCCACUUAAAAAAAAUUUACGUGAUGAUACAUUUGAAGAUUUUGAGGACUUCAGAAUUAUAUUUGAAUCUAUUACAGCAAGUGGACAGAAUGCUGUGGGUUUAGGCGAUCCAAUUGAUGGAGGUCCUAAUCAAAUUGGAGACACUGAUGCGAUAAAUGAAUCAAGUCGUGUCCAGAUGGUGAAUGAUCUAGAGGGCAUACCAUACGAUGAAAGAUCAGUCCAUGAAGUUUUCUCUUCACUAGAGAAUAGUAGGUUAGAAAAUCUUCCUCCACGUAAGAAAGCUAGAACUGAUGCAUGUAAUUCAAACAAAGCUUCUAAUGAAGUGGAUACGGUAGAAGAAUUUGGUCAUCAGAUUUUUGGCAUGAUACAGAGAAGAUGGGAAAAGGAAAUUGAAGAAAAGGAAAAACGGUGA
This is a messenger RNA of Capsella rubella, 474 nucleotides long. RefSeq lists its product as uncharacterized. The transcript has 3 exons. The record is from RefSeq and is a predicted model, not a curated record. NCBI's taxonomy places the organism in Eukaryota, Viridiplantae, Streptophyta, Magnoliopsida, Brassicales, Brassicaceae. The annotation marks the transcript as partial.